Messenger RNA from Canariomyces notabilis, 3138 nucleotides. RefSeq lists its product as uncharacterized. NCBI's taxonomy places the organism in Eukaryota, Fungi, Ascomycota, Sordariomycetes, Sordariales, Chaetomiaceae. The record is from RefSeq and is a predicted model, not a curated record. The transcript is spliced from 2 exons. Bases 1 to 3138 code for a protein of 1045 amino acids.
AUGAAGGACUUUGAAACGAGGCCGGAAAGGCCGCUUCCAUACGCAGACGAGUUUUCUUCGGCAGACGAGUAUGUGGAGAGCCUGUUGCACUUUGCUGCGAACUCGGACCUUUUUCGUUUUCUCUGCGGCGGCGUCCACAUCCUAGAUUUCUUCACCACAGAUCCGGGUCUGUUUGUCUCUGCUGUGCCCAAGGAAUGGCAGCACUAUCUCUUGCAGACCGAGCCAAUGGCUCUCCUGGACUUUUUGAUGCGCGAUGACCUGUCUUCCGUCGCCCCAAGCAAUGGCCCGGGCGCCCCUCCCGAGACACUGUUGGAAUAUGUCAAGGACAUCAGGAGGUUCUCUCUUCAACGAUCUUUCCGCCCAAGCAGGCCGAAACUCCCCGUUCUCCCCAGGUCAGUGGCACUUGGGAUGAAGACUAAGAAGGUUCACGAGGUCACCCACUUUGCCGGCUACAUCGACAGACUCUCCGAGGAUGUUGCCCGUGUUUCCGGCAAGGGUUUCACUCACUUUGUAGAUUUUGGGAGCGGCCAAAACUAUCUGGGGAGAACUCUUGCUAGCCCGCCCUACAAUAAGCAUAUCGUUGCUGUGGAGAGCAAGGAGGCCAACAUGGCAGGCGCCAAGGAUCUCGAUAUUCUCUCUGGGCUAGCCGAGAGGGAGAAGCGGGUGCGCAACAAGAAGCUCUACCAUCGUGUUCUCGAGGCUGUAGACCCCUCGCAACACAACGACGAGGAAGCCUUGAAGCGCGCCGCGAAAGAACUGGGAAUGACAGACGAGGAGAUUGCCACUAUUGAUCUCAGGUCUAGAAAGGAGCUCCAGGCUACAUACACUGUCGAGGAAGGAAAGGGCUCCAUCGAGUACGUUGUCGGCCGCUUGGAGCAUGCCGACCUGACGGGCGUUCUUGCGCAGUUGCGCAGCCAUGAGGAUGGAGUUCUUGGGAAAGAUCUUCGUAUGAUGGCGGUGUCAAUCCAUUCAUGUGGCAACCUGUCGCAUUAUGGCAUCCGUUCCAUGAUCUUGAAUCCAUGCAUCCAUGCCGUGGCCAUUGUGGGUUGCUGCUACAACCUUCUUACUGAGAAGCUAGGCCCUCCGACGUUCAAACCCCCUUUCGCUCGACCAAGCCUUCGACCCAUCAAUGCGCGGGUGGUGCGCGAGUCAGAGCGGCGGGAUCCCCAAGGGUUUCCAAUGAGCGAGCGGCUCUCGACGUACAAUGAAGAGGGCAUUCGACUCAAUAUAACAGCCCGCAUGAUGGCAUGCCAGGCGCCUGGAAACUGGACCGACGAGGAGAGCGAUGCAUUCUUUACACGACACUUUUACCGCGCUGUCCUCCAAAAAAUAUUCCUAGACAAGGGGGUCAUCUCGAGAGUCUACCACGGUCAAGAGACGGGUGCUGACACCCCAUUCAACACGAGCACCAAUCCCGUCAUCAUCGGAUCGCUGCGCAAGCACUGCUAUACAUCGUUCAAUGCCUACGUGCGGGGAGCGAUAACGAAAUUGACAACCAACUCGGAUUUCAGCCAGUACAGCCAAACGGUCAGGGAAAAGAUGGGUAAUAUCACGGAUGAGGAGAUAGCACGGUACGAGGAGAGCUUCCGAUAUCGGAAGAGAGAGCUCAGCGCCGUCUGGAGCUUGAUGGCCUUCAGUGCAUCCGUGGUGGAAUCCUUGAUCGUGACGGACCGCUGGCUGUUCCUCCGUGAGCAUUCGGAUAUUGUUCGCGACUGCUGGGUCGAGACUGUUUUCGACUACCGCGAAAGCCCCCGGAAUCUGGUUGUUGACACGAGCCUCAGCUUAAUUCACAUCCCCCUCCAUCUCUACGGCAGCCUCCUCCAGCCCAUCCUCAAGGUCCUCCUUCCAGAAAGCCAGACUCCAAACCAUCUUCUUAACCAUUCACCAUCCUCAUCCUCUCAAUCCUCACCAACCAAUGGCAGCCACCACCAUUCGCACGACCACCAUCCUUUCAUCAACAUCUCGGUCACUCCAAUAGAAUGCUCCAUAGUCUGCCCCACGAGCUGGGCAAGCAAGCUCUUUGCCGACAGAGCCGCCGCCCCUACCACUACUAGCAAGACCCUGGCCCCCUUACUCCCCUUCCUAUCCAACAAAGAAACAGAAGCAGCAGCAGCAGCGGGCGUCUCGAUAUCCAAGGACACGUAUUCGGCGCUAUGUGUCACGUCGGCGGGGAUGGACGCCGGGUCGCGCGUGGCCGACCUGACGUCGCCGCUGGCGCUCGCCAACAUACCCAUCUUCUUCAUCACGACAUAUUAUUCCGACUUCAUCCUCGUGCCGACCAAGGACCGGCAGGUUGUUGUCAAGACGCUGCUUGCGGGCGGCUUUGUUUUUGAGCAUGGAGAAGAAGGUCGUCGUGAAAUAGGUGGUGGUUAUGAGGGGGGCGGUGACAGUGCGGGUGUGAGCGCGGGCGGGCCGGGUGGGAGGAAGGUGUCGCUUGUCUCCGAAGGGCAAGCGCAAUGCCAAGGAGGCCAAGGGCUGGACGGGGGCCCACCUUCGAGCGUGAGUGAGUUGCAGGAGCGCACGUUUGAGCUGCUCAAGAAGAGGGGCGUCGUGCCCUACGUCGAGGAAGGGCUGCGGUUGGUGCAGUGCUCGGGCCGGGAGAGGUCGGCGGUGAUGAGGGGCGCUUCGUACUCGGACGGGCGGCGCUCGCGGCAUGGGAGCAACGGAAAGGGGGGAGCCCCGAGCGGAGGAGGCGCGGGAGGAGCUGCGGGGAGCAGCAUGGCAAUCAUGUGCUGGGUUGACACGGUCGACACGAAGCUCUACACGAGCGUGGUCUCGGCGCUGGUGUCCCAGCCGAGGUUCCUGAGCAUCACGCUGGCUCAGGAGGAUCCGCCUUCCCUCUUGAUGGAUCGGGAGCUGCUGGGCAUGUUUGGGGAUUCGGUGGUGGGACCGACCGAAGGGGCGCUGGUGCCCAUUUUCCUGGAUCUGGCGGACCUGCCGUUUGAGGCGACGGGGAUAGUGUCUGGCGUGGCGGGACGGUUGGUUAAGGACAUGCGCAUGGAGCAGAGCGCCGAGCUGUCGUACCUGUCGACUGCAAGGGCGGGCGCCGUGAUUCUCUCGUCGGAGGAGUCGGUUAUGGCGUUGGAUGUUCUCCGGCCACUGCUGACGAGGGAUGAGCAGGAGGAGGAAACCCAGUGA